AAGAAACAAACACGACCUUAAAGUUUAAAAUAAAAGAGUUUCAUUUUUGCGUUUCGUGGAGUUGUUGAACUUCGAGGGUUUCCUUCACAACACUAAAAAUCUCUCUGCAAUUUCGUUUUCCAGUGCUACUCGUGAUUUGGUGUGAGUGAUGGCUGGGAAGGAAGAGAAUCGAAUAUUUGUGGGUGGUUUAUCUUGGGACGUUACAGAGCGUCAACUCGAGCAUGCCUUUGCUCGUUACGGCAAAAUUCUUGAAUGCCAGAUCAUGAUGGAAAGGGAUACAGGCCGUCCACGUGGAUUUGGGUUUAUCACAUUUGCUGACCGUAGGGGAAUGGAGGAUGCAAUCAAGGAAAUGCAUGGACGGGAAAUCGGUGAUCGCAUCAUCUCUGUCAACAAGGCACAGCCCAAGAUGGGAGGUGAUGAUGUAGACCAAGGUUACAGAGGUGGCUACUCAUCAGGUGGUAGGGGAAGCUAUGGCACUGGAGACAGGAUAGGACAGGAUGACUGUUUCAAAUGUGGGCGUCCAGGACACUGGGCCCGAGAUUGUCCUUUGGCUGGAGGUGGUAGGGGUCGAGGUGGUGGUUCGUUUGCUUCGCGUCCUAGGUUUGCAGCUGGUGGUGGACAUGUUGAUCGCCUUGGUGGUGAACGUGAUCGAUACAUCGAUGAUCGUUAUGACGGAGGACGUUAUGGAGAUAGGGAUCGUUUUGACAACCGUGACUACAAAUAUGGUAGCCGUGACCGCUAUGCUAGUGACAGGUAUGCAAGCAGCGGAGAGCGAUUUGCAAGUGAUCGAUAUGGAGGUGGAUCAGAUAGUUACCCACAAAAUGGUUAUGGGAAGGAAAGAGGGUAUGAGCGAUAUGGUGGUGCACGAGGUGGUGGUGAUAGGUAUGGAAGUGGAAUGGCAGGUCGAGAUGAAGGAAGGAGUUAUAGGGGCAGACCUGGUCCAUAUGACCGUCCAAGCAGGGGUUCUCGUCCAUCACUUGAUCGCUACUGAUAUCACUGGAUGGAUGCAGAAGAAGCCACAUGAUUAGAGAGAUCUAGUUCUUGUUAUUGUUACGUAGGACAUCCCAGGAUUCUAGUUUUAUAGGUUAUGGAUUUCGUAGUCAGUUUCCUUAUUUAGAUCCUGUUGAUUAUGCCCCCGCGUUUGCUUGACGCUUUGACUACCUUCCCUAAGCAUGAUUUACUGCUUCGUUCCAAAAUUUGUGCUGUUACACUUGUACUAUCUGCCACAAACUAUUUCUUUCUCAAAAGCAUAAAACAAACACUUACACUGUGUUUGGUACGAAUGAAAUAGCGAAGAAACAAUGAAGAGAGAGAGGAAAUAAGUGAUAAGAAAUAAAUUUUCACUUCUGUUGGUGGUUUAUCCUAACUCAGGGAACACCACAUUCUGCGA
Molecule: messenger RNA, 1390 nt
Organism: Cajanus cajan (pigeon pea)
Lineage: Eukaryota; Viridiplantae; Streptophyta; Magnoliopsida; Fabales; Fabaceae
Product: glycine-rich RNA-binding protein RZ1C
Cellular component (GO): nucleus
Molecular function (GO): zinc ion binding; mRNA binding
Source: RefSeq, a predicted model, not a curated record